This is a messenger RNA of Peromyscus maniculatus bairdii (prairie deer mouse), 4478 nucleotides long. Lineage: Eukaryota; Metazoa; Chordata; Mammalia; Rodentia; Cricetidae. The record is from RefSeq and is a predicted model, not a curated record.
CCAGGCCAAGGUGUCGCGGCUGCUCCCGGGCGCCCCCUGGCCCGGCUUGGGCGCCCGAGGUUUCCGGUGCACGGCCGCCGGCGGUGACGCCUUGCUGCUCGGGAGCAGCCGCCGCUUCUCCACAAACCAGCUGCAGGUGGGCCGCUCCGUUCUCGCCUGCUCCCCACCCCCGUCUGCACCCCCUUGGGCUCACAGCCGGAUACUGGGGCCUCGAUCCGGGUCCGCGGCCUUCAGCUCGUCCCCCGGAGCCUGCUGGUGGCCGCGGGCAAGGGCGAUGCCUGGCCAGGCCUGUCCUGUUGCUCAGAUUCCCCAAGCUGGGGCGGAGUCACUCUCCAGAUCUUCUCCGCACACCUGGAUUCCGAGCGCCUGCCGGGACAGCAGCCCUGGCUAGGGCUGGCUGCUGCGGGCCACGAGAGACUGACCCCUCUACACCAGGGAGGAGGUGACUUUCCGAAGACAGCCAGCCCGGGAUAGCCACCUCGGCGCCUCAGGCAGCCAAGCCCUGUCUGAGCACUCUGCUCACCUGCCUUGGGACUUUAGUCUCUGAGUCCACUGUCGGCUCUGUUGCAGAGCAUUGCCCAAAGCCACUCACGUGGUCGUCCCUGGUGACCCCAGGUCUCAUCUUUCACGGCGUUCAGAUUUUUACCUUUUUCCUCCUCCUCUUUUAGGCCUGUGGAAAUCCAAUCAAGCCAUACACGGGUGGAGCGUGCGUGGCCGUUUUGUGCAAAAGGACGCAGUAGCCCAACCUACUAAAGUUUUCAUUUGCUGGAACUGGACAUCCACCCAUCCCUGCCAAGUGUUGGGAGAAGACUCAACUCCAGGAAGGCUUUCUGCCAGGGCCUGAGGUUAUACUUUCAUGCCCCACAGCCACCAUCAUCCAGCAUAUGCAAGUGGGUUUUAAGUUAUCCAGGACAUCAACAGCUUCUGGGUGAUUCCAAGGAUUAAAGAGUCUGCAGGCUGCUAUGUUAAUGCUGCUUGUCUUUGGAGUAUUGCUUCAUGAAGUCCCACUGAGUGGCCAAGAUGAGGCUCAUUCUGAGACUGAUAGUGUGCCAGGCAAAGCCCUGUAUGACUACUCCAGCCUCCGCCUCCCAGAGAAACACAUUCCCUUCUUCUUGCACAAUAACAGGCAUAUUGCCUCUGUCUGCAAAGAGGAUCCCCACUGUCCAUAUAAGAAACAUCUGGAAAAUCUAAAUUACUGCUGGGGUUAUGAGAAAUCCUGCAAACCAGAGUUUAGAUUUGGUUACCCUGUUUGCAGCUAUGUGGACAUGGGAUGGACAGAUACUCUGGAGUCGGCUGAGGACUUGUUCUGGAAGCAAGCUGACUUUGGAUAUGCCCGGGAGCGGCUGGAGGAGAUACAUGUGCUCUGUCAGCCAGAGAGAACUGUGAGUGUCCAGCUGCUUAAUAGAUUCAAGGAAGAUUUUCUUCAGGGUGGUGAAGUUGGUGGACACUGUAAACUGGACAGUCAUGCGUUGAUGUCGGAAGGGCAGCGCAAAAGCCCCCUGCAGUCUUGGUUUGCUGAACUGCAAGGCUACACCCAGCUCAAUUUCAGGCCUAUAGAAGAUGCUAAGUGUGACAUCGUUGUUGAAAAACCAACAUAUUUCAUGAAAUUAGAUGCAGGUGUUAACAUGUAUCACCACUUCUGUGAUUUCCUCAAUCUCUACAUCACCCAGCACGUUAACAAUUCCUUCAGUACAGACGUGUAUAUCGUGAUGUGGGACACCAGCUCUUAUGGAUAUGGUGACCUGUUCUCCGAUACCUGGAAAGCAUUUACUGAUUAUGACGUCAUACAUUUGAAAGCCUAUGAUUCCAAAAAGGUGUGCUUUAAAGAAGCCGUGUUUUCAUUGCUGCCCCGCAUGCGGUAUGGCCUGUUUUAUAACACGCCUCUGAUCUCUGGCUGUCAGAAUACUGGGUUAUUCAAGGCCUUCUCUGAGCAUGUGCUGCAUAGGCUGAACAUCACUCAGGAGGGACCCAAGGAUGGGAAAGUUCGAGUUACCGUUCUUGCACGCAGCACAGAAUACCGGAAAAUACUGAACCAAAAUGAGCUGGUAAAUGCACUGAAAACAGUAUCCACAUUUGAAGUCCAGAUUGUUGAUUACAAAUACAGAGAACUUGCGUUUUUAGAUCAGCUGAGGAUCACACACAACACGGACAUAUUUAUUGGCAUGCACGGAGCUGGCCUCACCCACUUACUUUUCCUUCCAGACUGGGCUGCUGUAUUCGAGCUGUACAACUGUGAAGAUGAGCGCUGUUACUUAGACCUGGCCAGGCUCAGAGGCGUCCACUACAUCACCUGGCGGAAGCCCAGCAAAGUGUUUCCUCAAGAUAAGGGGCACCAUCCAACUCUGGGCGAACACCCCAAAUUUACCAACUACUCUUUUGAUGUAGAAGAAUUCAUGUACCUUGUCCUUCAGGCUGCAGAGCAUGUACUGCGCCAUCCACAGUGGCCAUUUAAGAAGAAACAUGAUGAACUCUAGAAAUGUUGUCUGUUUACAAGAAGAGAGCGUUUAAGCACUCUCACAUCCAGACUCACAGUCAAAGGAGCAAAACAGCCUGCCAUAGCCUCCUGUAAGAUGAACUGUGACUUUUGACUUUCGACUACAGCUCAGGAUAGCCUUGAACUAACGAUCCUCUGAGCCUCCUGAGUGCUCAGAUUACAGGUGUGUACCACCGUGCCUGUCUACAAAAUUACUUUUUCUACAUGAAAACAUACGUUCAGGAUAUUUUGUCUUUAAGUCUUCCAUGUGUUUAUCGUGUCGUUGCUAUUUGCCGAUAGCAAUAGUAUUUUGCACUGAAAAAAGUUACUUUUAUAGUUCAACGUUGGGCCGGUGCCCACUGGUGUUACAGAGCUUUCCUGUCGGGAUACCAAAGUUGUCAACUGAAGCAGCUUUAGAAUUUGUAAGUGUGUUUGUUAACUAAAUAUGAUUGUGAUUUCAGAGUGUUCCACCUUGUUGUUUAUGUACUUGGAUGAAUUCAAAACUGAUUUUGUAUUUGCCAUUGUCUAUUUAUAAUUAUGGUUCUAGGGCCUGGGGACAUGGCUUAAUGUAGAAUGCUGGCCUUGCAUGUAUGGGGCCCUGGGUUCAAUCCCUAGCAACACACAUGCUCAACGCACACGCACAUCCACACACCAGCAUUAAGUCUGUGAUUCUCAGGACCAAGCUAUAAGACUGUGUUAUAGAUCAGUGUUUAGUCAGCUCCAGGUUAUGUGCACCAAGAACCUGAAUAAAUCAAGCUGUUGUAUUAAUUUGUGUUCACAUAUCUCAUUCCAAUCAUGUUCUCCCCAAAUGUAAUGGCAGUGUUAAUAAGAACCCAUCAGACCUUUCUACAUACCAUCUCUGCAGACCCAUCAGCCAUGAGAACAUUCAUCUUGACUUGACAUGAAGUGGUAGUUUCCAUCAGGCAGGCAUUUCUAAGCACAUACAGCUGUGUGCACCUCCCUCUGGCAGAGUGAAAGUAACCCUAAUAUUUGUAAAAACUGCAAGGUGGCUACACGAAGAGACUCUUUCCCUAUUAAAGAAAAAAGUAAGGCCAUUGAAAAAAUAGUAGAGCUGUGAAUUACCCAAUCAGAACGAAAAGCCCUAAGAGAGUGGCCCUGAGUAAAUGGGAUGGCUGAAGAGCAGGCUUUUCCUUGAAUGGCUUCAUGUCUCCCUGUUGGUGAGCAUCCAGCUCGGCAGUCAGAAACCAUGGAUUUGCUCUACUGUACAGUGUGAUGUUUGCAUCUUACUAACAUUUGAGUCACUUGACGUAGACACUACUUUUAGUUUUUACAGUGGAUUAAACAAAUUGCCCCCAAAGGAUUUUAUUUUUAAAUUUUAGAGAUGUGACACCCCCCCCCCCAAAAAAAAAACAAUGUUGGUAACUGCACCUCCUCAGAAGUUUGCUGACUUUUGCUUUCAGGGCUUGGUAACAGAGCUGUACACUGUAUUUAUUAAAAUAUCGUUAGAGAAAACAGAGGCGCGCGAUAGGCAAGACUUUUGAUGGGUGUUAAGAUUGUUUGGAAAGAAUUGUAACAUUGGGAACUGUUAGGUGACUGGUGGCUGUUGUUCUCUGUGCAGAGUCCCAAGUGAGCAGCGGGAAUGGGGGGUGUUCUGUAGGAAAGGAGUGGGAGGAUCAUGUUGCCCAAGUCAUCAAGGAUAAACAUCGGAAGACUGCCUCCGGAAAGCAGAAAGCCGUUUCAUCCUCUUACCUCACUUCAAGCAGCACAGGACCUAAGCUUCCACAGACUACCUGGGACUUCAGUGACCGAGAACAGUUUCAUAGUAAAAUAUAUCUGAAGAUUUUGCAUUUAGACGGAAUAUACUUUAUAUAAAUAAGAAAGUCAUUUAAUUAAUUAAUUAGUUAUGGGACUUUUAUCAAUUUUUUUUGUGGGAGCAGAAGGUCUUCAAAUUGUUGUAAAAUUUAAAAUGUAGACAUAGCUCUUUUUAUUAAGUCUGUACGGAGAUGCCUGGCUUUGGAAUAAAGCUUUCUAUAUUUCAUUUAAA